AUGGACUUGAUUUCGGUUUCCCCAUCUCCCGCCAGGCAUCCUAUAGUCUUGAGUAAAAUUUCCCGCGGCUUCGAAUUCUUCGACGAUCACUAUUUAUACUAUUUCUUCACUCCCGCCGCUUCAAGUCUUCUAACAGAAGGAGAGGCACCCAGCCUUAACCUAACCUUUGCUCUCAGUCCAAUCCCUUUCGAUUUACUGCAAGUGAAGACCUUCACAAACGGUUCCACACUCCCUCCGAGAGUUUCCUCCCACCGAGGAGUUAGAUUUUUUGAAAUGCAGGACACGGCAAGCCCUCAUCUGGAGACGUUCCUCGGCAUCCGCUUUCUUAUCAGUGGCGUCGAUCCUUCCGAUCAGGUUCGAUCCAAGCUUUUGAGUCGCGGCGGAGUUGAGGCUCAGGAUUUUACUCAUCUAAUAGUGGACAAUAAUACUAUAUAUGAUGAUCCGGCCUGUGUUUCUGCAAGAAAUAAUGGGAAGACAGUGGUCACGAAGUUAUGGGUCGAUCAUAGUUCUCAUUUUGGAUUGGUUGUCGAUUCAACUAAAGUGGGUGCUCUUUUCUCCGCUAUCUGCUUUUCUUAUGCUUCAAAACUGAAUCCAUGGCCUGGCUUGGAUGUGAUUUAUCAACCCCCAAAAGGUUUGAAUGGGAUACCAGGUGCUAAGCAUCUCAUAAUUAGCUCAACUGGGUACAGUAUCAAAGAACGAGAGAAUAUUAUGACUAUGGUUCGCCUCAUGGGUUCGCAGUUUUCCAAGAUCUUGGUGUCCCACGAAACCACUCAUCUCAUAUGCUAUAAAAAUAAAGGUCCAAAGUACGACGUUGCACGUAGGUACCAGAUAAAGAUUGUCAAUCUUCGCUGGUUGGAAGAUUGCUUGAGGACCUGGAAGCUCCUCCCAGAAGAUGAAUAUAGUAAGAGUGGCUAUGAGAUGGAAUUGAUGGAAGCUGAAGUCAGGGAUUCAGAAGAUGAUGUGUCUGAUGGUACCUCUCUCAAGCUGCGUACCAGCUGCAUUGUAAACCAAAGCCCGCAGAUUAGGAGAAAUGCAUCUCCAAAGACCAGCAACUUGUCGGAGUCAAUUUCUGAAGUACCUGCAGUGCCGGUAGGGCCUGAUGGUUUCUUGAAUGUCCACAAUGAGACAUUAACCACUCCGGUCACUAAGAGAAAGGUGGAUACAACAUCUCAUUUAAUAGAUCCCUCUGGUAGAACUCCAGGUUCUGCAGAGGCGGCUGAUAAGAUAGACGCUGUCUAUAUGAGUGUUGAAAAACCUUCAGAUUCUAAUAUGAAGUCGAGCGUUGCUCCAGUAGAUGGGGAAAGAGAACUUAUAGUUGAUCAAAGGAUCGAUCUCAAGGGUAAGUCUGGGUUUACUGAUGAUGAGAACGGGCAUCCUGAUGAAGCAUUUGAUCAAAGUGAUGUACUUGUGAAAGAGAUGAUGGAUACGGUCGGUUUGGCAGCUAUAGAAAAGGAAUUCCAAGAAGUUCAACAAAUGGAGAAAAAUUCCAUUGACUCUGAAGUGGAUCAUGCGGUGGAGGAUCCACAAGAGAGAGAUAAAUCAAUCUCAGAACAAGAUGGCGAUACAAAGACCAGUGAAACUCAAUGGCUACCUUCAAGUAAGAGCAAGAGAAAGGCAGUUGACAGUGUUAAUGAUAAUUCCUUCAACUCUAGCAAAGUGACGGGGAAAGAAGAGCAGCAUGCUGCAGAAGGCAUACUCGAGAGAGAGCCACCUGCAAGUUGUCUUCCAAGUGUCAAGAAGAUAUCUAGGAAAAGGACACACCGCGCUAUGGAAGCGGUCAAGGAGAACAAAGCUGUCGUUGAAUCACAUAGUACUGGAAGCAAGGCUGGAAAGCAUGUCGAAAUGUGUAUGACGACAGCCAAUGGUGGUGAUCAGUUAGCUUCAGAAGGCAAACCUGCUUCUGCAGGUGGAGAAAUCUCCAGCCAUGUUGAGAGACAACCAAUGUGCUUCAUGUCGAGUGGGCAGAAUAGGCCGCAGAGGAAGGAGCUUAGGAAUGCUAUAAAAGAUAUGAAGGGGCAAUCUUUCCUGAACUCUCACCAGUGGUCAAACCAGGUAACUCAUUUAGUUGUUGCCGAUCCUCUCCGCAGAACAGAAAAGGUCUUCGCUGCUGCUGCCUCUGGGAGGUGCGAGAUUUCUCUUUCACCUAACUAACUUGGAUGAUUAUUCAGCGCCAGUUAUUUCAAGAAUAUAUUCCUUGAAUUUGUAGUUCAACUUUAAUUUGAGUUAGCGGUCCAGUCCGACAAAAGAGUGAUGUUACUUGCAGGUGGAUUCUCAGUACAGACUAUCUGUUGGCAUGCUGUAAGGAAGGAAGGUUUCUUCCCGAGGAGCCUUAUGAAUGGCACAAGAAAGGGGUUAAUAAAGACGGCUCUAUAAAUUUAGAAUCCCCCAGGAAAUGGCGACUGCUAAGAGAGAAGACAGGGCACGGUGCAUUUCAUGGUAUGAGGAUUGUCAUUUAUGGAGUAUGCAUCGACCCUCCUUUGGACACACUGAGGCGAGCAGUGGAGGCAGGCGACGGGGAGAUACUGGCAACCGCCCCACCUUACACCCAUAUCCUCAACUCGCAGAGGGUCGACUAUGCCAUCAUCUCCCGUGAAACCCCAUUUGAAGACGUCUGGGUACAAGAGUUUGCAAGGCUCGAGAUACCCUGCGUCACAGCUGAUUACCUGGUGGACUAUGUGUUCAGAGCUGGCUCCUCGCUGGACAAGCAUGUUCUCUUCGACAACCAGGAAUGGGCAGCCAAGUCUUUCAGCAACCUGGCGAGGAAGGCAGAGGAGAUCGUCAACCCUGCAGCAGCUUCUUCGCCCAAGGCACAGAAGCGGAAGAAGGAGACGUCCAGCUGAUUUCAAUCAAGGGAAACUUGGGUUGAUUUGUUUCCCUAUGUUAUAAACACUUUUGUUUAUUUAACUAGGAGGGUUGACAAGAGUUUUCCCUAUGUUAAAACACUUUUGUUUAAGUUCUCUAGAUUUUUUUUUUAUCAGAAGUCUUGAAAGUUCGGGUGAUCAUGAGAG
Linum tenue is the source of this 3008-nucleotide messenger RNA. Lineage: Eukaryota; Viridiplantae; Streptophyta; Magnoliopsida; Malpighiales; Linaceae. The record is from the annotation of a GenBank genome assembly.